Molecule: messenger RNA, 1308 nt
Organism: Cuscuta europaea
Lineage: Eukaryota; Viridiplantae; Streptophyta; Magnoliopsida; Solanales; Convolvulaceae
Source: the annotation of a GenBank genome assembly
AAAAGGUUGAUUUUAACCCGAGAUUUUUACAUCUGCAAAGCGCGGGAAGUUUGAACUGACCAGCAUCCAUGCCCGGGAAAGAGACGAUGGACGAUUCGGGUGCAAUUCUGUGUCAGAUAUCUCAGCUCAAGGACAUGCUUGAUAAGGUGAACGAGGACAUCGAGGCCAACAUCCAGAUCACCAGAGAAAUCGAAUCGGAGAUUGUCAAGUGCUCGGAAGCCGAAGUCUCCCUGCUUGCUCAAGAAUCGGAGCUGAUGCAAAGAGCGUACACGCAACAGUUCGAAAUCAAAGGCUUGAUGGCCGCCACUGCUGCUUCAACAACCUCCCACAAAUUAUUAGAGGAAGAGAUAGAUUCUCUCAAAAGGAAGCGGGAUGAGAUACUGACCCAAAUGAACAUCCAACGAGAAAGGUUCCUGAAAUCAUGCAUGGAUUUUCAAAAAAACAUUAGCAAGCAAGAGAAUGAUGAAAUUGGGGCUUUGCUCUUGAAGAAAGAGCUCCUACAAAGUGAAGUUCAUUCCUUAAACACAAGAAAUUCUGAUCUACAAAACUCAAUGGCUGCAUUUGUGGAAGAAAUUCUUGAAGAUCUUCAGAAUUCUGUUCAUGCUCUAGAGAUUGACAUAAGAAUUCGAGAGAAUGAAAAAGAGAAAUUGAUGAAGGAUAUUGAUGAAUUGAAGAAGACAUUGAUUCAGCUAUGCCAAUGUGAUAAAUCUUAGUAAGCUUUUUCACUUCUUAUUGUAUUGGCACUUCUCUUACAGUACAACCUUGGGCCCAGUGCCCAUUCACUUGCAAACAAUCUAGAUGUAGCAGAAGGGAAAAUUAUUUAGUCAAUAAGAGAGCAGAAGUUCAAAGUAAACCCUAGGGAGUCUUGGGGUCCCUAAAUAAUCCAACGCUCUACCAAUAUCUAUACUCACUCUUCCCUUAACAUCUGUGACGUUCAACAAGCCAAUGCCUGUUACUUGUUAAGCUGUGUGCAUCCAAGCAUUGUUUAUUGAUCCUGGAUAACGAGUACUACUCUCAACUUGAUCAUAUAUUUCCUUGAUUGUUGCUUGAUAUAGAAUAAUUCAGCAGCUUGAAGUCAAAGGACCAGCGUUUACUAAAGCUUAUUCCCAUGUUAGUUAGUUUAUGAAAAGUUGUUUCAACUCUCAAAUGUAUGGUGGGCAUUUCACUUUCAGCUUGAUUUUUUUGGUUUUCGAUUCAAAAUGAUUUGCGAGAAUGAUUACCAAAUAAAACCAUAUUAUGUUUAUGUUUGAUACGAUUCGAUUUGGAUACUUUCUAAAAGGUUUUAUUAUUAUUUUAGUUCCAUUCGGU